Molecule: messenger RNA, 2482 nt
Organism: Cataglyphis hispanica
Lineage: Eukaryota; Metazoa; Arthropoda; Insecta; Hymenoptera; Formicidae
Exons: 13
Coding region: 298-1929 (543 amino acids)
Cellular component (GO): cytoplasm
Molecular function (GO): oxidoreductase activity, acting on the CH-OH group of donors, NAD or NADP as acceptor
Source: RefSeq, a predicted model, not a curated record
GCACGCACCGGUCGACGUCGCGCACACCCGCAUGGCACGCAGACGCACCAAUCAAUAUCGGGCUAUACCGGGUGUACACCCCAACCGUCGUGUUCGUCACUCAGCCAGUACACUAUCAGCCACCAACCACACCUUUCGCUGCUUCAGUUCAACUACAUCCCUUUAACGGAGGAAAAGCAUCGUCUGGACCACUGCAUCCGAACACGCAAGCUAUCCAGCUUAUACCCUGCCUGUUGCGAAAAGUCAACGUGGGCGAAAGAAUUCAAAAGUACAAGAAUCAACAAGAAUUUAAGGAAAAUGGAAAUAAAAGGGCGAGUUGCCCUAGUGACAGGCGCCGCAUCUGGCAUCGGCAAAGCAUAUGUCAUCGAAUUGUUGAAUCAGGGUGCUAAGGUAGCUGUAUGUGAUAUUAACACCGAAGAAGGGGAGAAAUUGGUGGAGACAUUAGCUGCGAAAUAUGGUAAAGAUCGUGUGAUCUUCUCGCAAUGUGAUGUCACGGAUUAUCCGCAACUUGAAGAAUCGUUUCAGACAACGAUCGCAGAGUUCGGUCAUAUCGAUAUCGUUAUCAACAAUGCUGGUAUCAUGAAUGACCGGUUUUGGGAGCUUGAAGUAGACAUUAAUCUUAACGGAGUAAUACGCGGUACUUUGCUUGCUCAACGAUUUAUGGGCACGGAUAGGGGUGGUCAAGGUGGAGUCGUUAUUAACACCGGCAGCAACGUCAGCAUCAACCCUUAUGUCAGCGUGCCAAUUUAUUCCGCGACAAAAGCAGCUAUCGUCAGCUUGACUAGGGCUUUUGGGGAUCAAUAUCACGUAGAUUUGACGGGCGUUAAAGUAAUGGCACUUUGUCCAAGUGCCACGGACACCAAAUUAGUACGAGAUGUCAAUAGGAAGCUUCUACUGGCUCGAUACGAAGAUGCUUGGCAAAGGGAUACAGCCUCAUCAAUUCCUCAAAGGGCGGAACACGUGGCAAAAGCAUUGAUACAAGUGCUAAACACCGGCAAGAGCGGGAGCGUGUGGAUGGUGGAGAAGGACCAGCCACCGCACGAGAUCAGCUUCGCGAAACGAGAUCGAUUCGAAUCGAGAUUCACAUCGCGAUUUGUACUCAUCGUCUCGAAAAGAACAGGUCGCAUCAGUAUAAUGGAAAUUCAGGAAAAAACCGUGCUUAUCACCGGCGGAGCCAACGGGAUCGGUUAUUGCACCGCUCGGGAAUUGCUUCGAAGUGGAGCAAAGGCCGUCGCAAUUGUAGAUUUGCCCGACUCGAAUGGCGAAAUUGCUGUUGCGGAAUUAAAGAAAGAAUUUGGCUCAGACCACGUUAUUUUCCUUGUCGGAGAUGUGACGAAGGCCGACGAACUUACAGCUUGCUUCGACAAGGCGAUAGAGUCAUUUGGUACAUUGGAUAUUGUUAUUAAUAAUGCCGGAAUUAUGAAUGACGCGGAAUGGGAGCCGAUGGUUGAUGUUAAUUAUAAAGGAAUUGUACACGGCACGUUAUUGGGUCUGAAUCAUAUGGGAAAGCACAAGGGUGGAAAGGGCGGCACUAUCGUUAACAUGUCAGCGAUAGUUGGCUUGCAAAGCAAUCCGAUCGCGCCGAUUUAUGCCGGGACGCAGUUCGCUAUCGUCGGUUUUACUUUAUCAUUACAGGCUUUUUAUGAAAAGACGGGUAUACGUGUUUUAGUAAUAUGUCCCGGUCUUACGAACACUGGCUUGGCUUCCAAAUUCAUGUCAAGCAAAAUUUAUGCGAUGGACAUUGUGGAUGAUGAGAUCGCUGCCAAGGAAAUGACAACGAUGGAGAGUCAACCACCGGAGCAUGUGGCGAAUGCUAUCGUGGAACUAAUCGAAAAGGGAGAAAAUGGCGCGGUCUUCGUCAGCGAAAACAAUCAACCUGCAUAUGCUGUGCAAUUACCGUCUUAUAUCGAUCUGAAAGUUUCAGUGUAAAACUUGCAAUUUACAUGGCGUAUCAUUUUUGAUAUACAAAUACUGGCGUCAUGAUUUUUCACGAUUCAUAAUAAAUGAUUAAUUAUCUUGUGUAUAGGAAUUAUACAAACAAAUUUAUGCUUUUUUCAUCGCAAGUUUUCAAUUAUUAAAAAUUAACUUGCAUAAAAGUGCAAUUUUUCAGAAAUAAUAUUUAUUUAUUAGACAUAAUAGUAGAAAAAGAAAAUUUUAAAAAUAAUGACAUUUAAUCGUUUAUUUCAAUAUUAUAAUUAUGUUUGUUAAAAGAAUUGUAAAAAUUUAUUUGUUCUUUUGAAAAGUUUGAAAUCCAAGCAAAUAUUCUCAUCGCUUGCAUUUCGUCAAAGUAGCUCGAGUUAGUAGUGUAUAAUAGGUGUAUGAUAAACAAUGUUUAAAAAUAAAAACUUCUGUAAUAACCAAUUAAGUAUUCGAACAUCUAACUAAAAUAGUGUGAUAAUAACAGAAAUAACAUAAUAACAGCUAAUAUAAAAUAUACAUAUAUCUAUUUUAUUACAUAAAAAUAAAUAAUAAAUAUCGCAAA